Callorhinchus milii (elephant shark) is the source of this 4191-nucleotide messenger RNA. RefSeq names its product amyloid beta (A4) precursor protein-binding, family B, member 2b (gene apbb2b). Gene Ontology annotation, molecular function: transcription factor binding; amyloid-beta binding. NCBI's taxonomy places the organism in Eukaryota, Metazoa, Chordata, Chondrichthyes, Chimaeriformes, Callorhinchidae. The record is from RefSeq and is a predicted model, not a curated record. Gene Ontology annotation, cellular component: nucleus; cytoplasm. Bases 196 to 2484 code for a protein of 762 amino acids. The transcript has 16 exons. Gene Ontology annotation, biological process: regulation of DNA-templated transcription.
GAGGGAGAGAGACAGGAGCUACAGCAGCUCUCUCUCCUCUGCAGACCAGACCCACCUCAGCCAUAGCCCUGACUGAGACCGAGAGAGAGAGAGAGCAGCAGCUGACAAGAAAUAACGGGAGCUGCGUUUUGGAAUUUCCCUGAGCAGUGCUUUGUCAACUGCUUAUAAGACUCUGCGAUGUACUGACUGGUCACUAUGGGCAGACGAUACCCAGGGGCAUUCCACCGGCCACACAGCACAUUUGACUCCACAUUGGACAGUAUGUCCGUGUUCCUCGCAACCAGCAACGGUCAGACAGAUGUGGCAAAUCGCAACGGCUCAUCCACCCCGCCCAACACUCUCAACCUUCGCUCCUCACACAAUGAAUUGGUGAAUGCUGAAAUCAAGAAUAGCACCCCUCCAAAAUGCAGGAAGAAAUACGCCCUGACUAACAUCGAGGCCGCCAUGGGCCUGGGCGACAUGCCUCCCCCACCGGUCCCAGUAAACAACUCCGCAAACUCCAAACUGGCCAAGAAUGGGGAAAACCAGCUGCGCAAGGCAGCAGAGCAGGGCCAGCAGGACAUGAACAGGAACAUCAGUGGGAACGUUGUUAAAAAUAUCAUCUCGGAAAAGUUGGAGGGCAAGGAGGCAAAUCCGCAAGAUGUCCCCAGCACUGAGGCCGUGGCAUCACAGCCAAGGAAGAGUAAGAGCUUUCUGAAUUACUAUGUAGACCUGGAGUCAGCCACUCAGGAGUUAGUGCAGAAUCAGAGCAAUAGCCCCACCACCAGUGAGGAGAGGGCUACACAGUCACACACUGAAUCUGCAUCCAGCGAUGAAGUUCUGGCCAGUGAAGAAAGUGCUUCUGCCACUCCUGAAGAUUGCCAAAUGGCCACCAUUUCCUCCAGUCCUGAAGGCAAGAAAGACCCGCCCAGGCCAGGAGGAAGGGCAGACUUUGCGUUGAGCAAAAUGCAGAACCUGAUUCCCAGUGAUGAAGAUUCGAGCUGGACAACUCUGUCACAAGACAGUGUGUCAUUGACUGCUUCACCUGAUGAAACAGCAGACAUAUGGAGCGACCAAUCCUUUCAGACUGACCCAGACCUCCCGCCAGGAUGGAAGAAAAUCAACGAUGUUGCCGGCACCUAUUACUGGCACAUACCAACAGGCACCACUCAGUGGGAACGCCCCAUCUCUCCCACAGCACAGGUCCUGGAGGAAAGAAAGGGCUCACUGAGCUCCAUCACCCCAUCUCCCACUCCAGAAAGUGAGAAACCGUGGACUGACUUUGCUGUGCUGAAUGGUGGAAAGAUUAAUAGUGACAUUUGGAAGGACCUGCAUGCUGCUACAGAGAACCCGGACCCCAGUCUGAAGGAGUUUGAGGGAGCAACACUUCGCUACGCUUCUCUGAAACUGAGAACCCCACUGCAAGCUGAGGAAGAUGAUUCCUGUACCAUCAACAGUGACCCCGAAGCCAAGUGCUUUGCUGUGCGCUCCUUGGGCUGGGUGGAAAUGGCAGAAGAAGAUCUAGCACCUGGCAAGAGCAGUGUAGCUGUGAACAACUGCAUCCGGCAACUGUCCUACUGCAAGAAUGAUAUCAGGGACACAGUUGGGAUUUGGGGAGAGGGCAAGGAUAUGUACCUCAUCCUGGAGAACAAUAUGUUGGAUCUAAUCGACCCAAUGGACCGCACCAUUCUUCACUCUCAACCAAUUGUGAGCAUUCGUGUCUGGGGUGUCGGCCGUGACAACGGUCGAGAGAGGGAUUUUGCCUAUGUUGCAAGAGAUAAAGAUACACGAAUCCUAAAAUGUCAUGUGUUCCGGUGUGAUACACCAGCGAAAGCCAUCGCAACCAGUCUUCACGAAAUCUGUUCCAAGAUUAUGGCGGAACGGAGGACUGCCAAAGCUGUGGCUUGCAGCGUCUCCCAGGAGCGAGUCAGUGUAAACCUUGAGGUUCCUCUGCAAGUAGAUUUCCCAACACCAAAGACGGAACUGGUACAAAAGUUUCAUGUUCAGUACCUGGGCAUGUUACCUGUGGCCAAGCCACUAGGUAUAGAAAUACUGAACGGGGCAAUAGACAGUUUACUGGCCACAACUAACAAAGCAGACUGGCUAACCGUCAUCAUGAACGUUGCUGAUGCCACUGUUACAGUGAUAAGACAGAAGAAUGAAGAUGAGGUUUUGUUGGAGUGCCGAGUCCGUUUUCUGUCUUUCAUCGGAGUGGGGAAGGAUAUCCACUCGUUCGCCUUCAUUAUGGACACAGGGAACCAGCGCUAUGAGAGUCACGUGUUCUGGUGUGAGCCAAAUGCAGGAAACGUAUCUGAGGCUGUUCAGGCAGCAUGUAUGCUUCGGUACCAGAAGUGUUUAGUGGCCAGACCUCCCCCGCCAAGGAUGUGUUCUUCUGGUCCUCCAACAGACUCUGUGACAAGACGGGUCACGACCAGUGUAAAACGUGGUGUUUUGUCUCUCAUUGACACUUUGAAACAAAAGCAACCAGUAUCUGAAUCGCCUUGAAGAGGAUCUGGAAAGAUCUCUUUAAACACUAGAGUCUAGUAAUAACUGAGAUAACACUUCAUGAUCCAUGCGGAUGUUGAGCCUUCCAGUUAUAUAUGCUGAACCUCUUGUCUUCAACAUAUAUUGUUUAUUGUCAGAAUAAAUGUAAGACGAGCAUGUUAUCUCAUUCUUCAUCAUGACGUGGUAUCGGGAGGCGCAUGAAUAACUUUCUGCUAUCAUCGUUUCAGUUCACUAACUGAUGGAAGGUGUCUGGAAUUUCUAUAAGCCCUGGACUAAAUGGUGCCCAAGCAAUUCAUCUUGCUGUCUACUAAAAGCUGGACAUCUCACAACCAAGCUCAAAUCGGAAGUAUUUACUAGUGCACUUUUUCUGUCACUAACACUGGUGCAAUGUAGUGAGUGGUGCUUAGACUGUAAUAGGGCUGCUUAUUUUUUGUCAUUGUUAUCCUUUUGGUCGUUGCAGUCAAUGUGAUUAUGUGUAUCUGACUUAUAAGACCCUUCUGUUACUCUGCUUCCUGCUUGCGGAGCACUUACUGACUAAAACAAUUCAGAUUAAUAUUGAAAGGUGGAUGCAUGUCUCUAACUGGUUAUGACAAGCUUUAUAAACAUUAUCAUUGCCCUCUAGCAUAAGACAUACAUAUUCCCUCUAAUAUAAUACACUCGCUCAUGAUAAGCCCAUACUGUUGGAGUUACGACUUGUGACUGUUUUUUAGAAGCUGCUUGAAAUGUUUGCUCUUUAAUUGUUGGCUUCACUUGGAUCUCUUUAUUCAUCGGUUCAACCAUUCUUUGAUGAAAUCCACGUUCUUACCUUUUGAGAAAGUGCCCAGAUACUUGUGUCUAUUCCAUUGCUUUGGGGAAUGAUUUUUUUGGUCUACUUCUAUUUAAAACAUACUCCUUUCGAAAUAAAUUUCACCUCGGUCUAGAUCGACUCUAUUUAAGUAUAAUAAACUCCUGAUAACUCGGCACUCCAAAGGUCAUGAGUUAUUCAAAGUGGGGAGUUAGGCGUAUAUAAAUACUGUAUGUAAAUAAAUCUGUCCGGGAUAUUGACAGCACGAUGACUUAAGUGGUAGUGACAACUUAAGCUGGGAUCAGGUUAUCAGCAGUUUACUGAAGCAUUUUAGAGCAUCUAGAAUUUAGCAAAUAUCUCUACUGACUUCAAUUUGAAGCCAGUUUUUUUGGAAGAACUAGAGAAAGACUAUUGUAAAUUUGAGACUGAAUCCAACAAUUUGCCGAACUCUGGACAUUCUAAAAUGCUCUCUAAAUAGUGUAAAUGGUAAAGGCAGUAAAUCUAGACCCAAGGCGGAGUCUCUCCCCACACUUGGUGUUAGCUUUAUUUUAUGAUCAGAAUGCCAGCGGUCAGCUUCGGCUUUGGGAUGUGUUGUUGGGUAAGGGUUGCGGAGUGGAAAAAGCGAGGGUUGAAAAUCUGCAAACCGGAGACUUUAAUCAAAGUUACAUUCGGCGCUUGUCUUACUAAAGUACUCGGGUUAAAAAAAAUGGACCAAGUUGAAUUCUACAUGUCAGUUAUCUCAAGGAUGCAACCUGACCUUAAAAACAAGCGGAUAUUUUGCUAUGUUAAUAGAACUAGUGAUCUAAAUUCUUUGCUUAGAUUGAGCAAUAAUGCAAAUGCUGUCACUAAACUAGCAGUUCAAAUCUCCCUGUACAUUUUUAAUUUCAAAUAAGGGUUAAGAUUUGAGUUGAAGUAAAAAUAAC